Anisakis simplex (herring worm) is the source of this 1401-nucleotide messenger RNA. NCBI's taxonomy places the organism in Eukaryota, Metazoa, Nematoda, Chromadorea, Rhabditida, Anisakidae. The record is from the annotation of a GenBank genome assembly.
AUGGCGUUACAGAGCGAUUCAACGACUUUGGGAAGAGAGACGAAACAUGGGACGAACACCAAUGUUCAAAUUGCUUAGCAGUUUCAGUUGCCCGGCUAUCCAAACGUUGACAUCCUAUUCAAAAAUGAAUCUGCAUCAAAAACCGGCAGCUUGAAGCAUCGUUAUUCUUGGGCGUUGAUGAUGUGGGCCGUGGUCGAUGGCAAAAUCACCCACAACACCACCGUCUAUGAGGCGUCUUCUGGCAAUACCGCAGCUAGUGAGGCGUACAUGUGCAGUCUGAUCGGUGUAAAAUUCAUCGCAAUCGUACCAGAUACGAUUGAAGAUAUAAAAGUGGAACAUAUCGAAUCAUAUGGUGGUAGUGUCAUUAAGGUUCCACUCGGUAAACGCUUGAUACGUGCUCAAGAGGAAGCUGAUCGGAACGGUGGUUUCUUCAUGAAUCAGUUUGCGAAUUCGGAUAAAGCUGAAGAAUUUCAUGAGAGUGGUGACUUCACAUUGGAGAGUGCCAAUUUGCUACAUGAAAUACUCGCACAAAUGAGAGCAGAUGCAAAUCAGCUGGUUAAAAUACCUCAUUACUUCGUUCAUGCUGCAGGAACUGGUGGGACAAUAAGUUCGGUGGGACGCUAUGCGAAGAAAUACGGCAUAUCGACGGACAUUGUGCUCGGUGAUACGGAAUAUUCGGUGUAUUACGAUUAUGUGAUGAAGGGACGUUUCAAGAACGAAAGUGGUGAACUGCUGUGGAGAAUGCCUGGCAUGGCUGGUAUUGGCUACGGGAUUAUGGGUGCUGUCAAGCACGGAAUUACGUCCAGUUUGCUAGCAGCCGUGAUCGAUCGUGCCAUUAAAGUACCAGAUUUGGCAUCAACAGCUGGAAUGUUAGUACUAAAACGACUUGGUAUCAGUGGUGGUACAAGUGCGGGACUUAAUUUGGUCACUUCACUUCAUUUAGCUGCUACUCGAUCCUCAUCAAAACGUUUGAAUGGAAGACGUCUGACAAUAGUGACUUUAUUGCCAGAUCCUGGACAUUAUUAUGAUACGUCAUAUUACAAUCGCUCGUGGAUUCAACACAACUUCGAGCAGCACGGCGGUCUUGUGGUUUAUGACUGUUGGGUACACCAAAUCGAGAUGGCUAUCCAGACGGGUAGUGAUCCUUUGAUAAGCGGUGCCAACCGCUGCAAUAAACUACACUCGCAUUCACCUAUCAGCAUCAGUCUUCUUGCGGGUAGUGGUAUGAACAAGAAAAACGCAAAUCUCAAACAGGCACCAAACGUCGCAACACUGCAUUUAUUGAAGUUGGGAAUCGGGAGAGCGAUUCGCAGUCGUGCCGCAUGGAGUCUGGGUUCGGAGCCACCCUGUUUCAAGAGAUCCCCCGCCACCUCUGCUCCCAUCCCACUCCUCCAUUUUUGA